Molecule: messenger RNA, 6088 nt
Organism: Schistocerca cancellata (South American locust)
Lineage: Eukaryota; Metazoa; Arthropoda; Insecta; Orthoptera; Acrididae
Product: methionine-R-sulfoxide reductase B1-like
Exons: 3
Coding region: 237-689 (150 amino acids)
Biological process (GO): response to oxidative stress; protein repair
Cellular component (GO): cytoplasm
Molecular function (GO): peptide-methionine (R)-S-oxide reductase activity
Source: RefSeq, a predicted model, not a curated record
UCUCGAUACAAUGCAUCGACAUUUUCUAACCUCAACUUGAAAGAGUUGUAUUAAGAUAUUCAUCCCUAAUAUGGGAAAGAGGACAAAGAUAGAACGUUUGUUGAAUACAUAAUUAGGGCUUUUCUUGAAGGUGGUGAUUGUAUGCAUGUGUGGAUAUAAAUUUUGUGGGCAGUUUUCAGGAGUAAUCAGCCGCUCGCAAGAAAGUAACUGCGAGGCUUGCGGCAGACGACAGUAUUAUGGCAGAUAGUGGCAAGGGACCGUACAGCAAAGAAGAACUUAAAAAGCGUUUGACACCAAUGCAGUAUUAUGUUACUCAAGAAAAAGGAACAGAAAGGGCAUUUACUGGCAAGUACAAUAAAACUACAGAUGCUGGAACAUACAGCUGUGUUGUUUGCAAUGAGGACCUAUUUUCAUCAGAUACAAAAUUUGAAUCUGGCUGUGGGUGGCCAGCAUUUAAUGAUGUUAUAAACCAAGGCAAAGUUAAGCUUACUAAGGACACAUCUCAUGUUGGGGGCAACCUUCUGUUAUUGGUCGCAAACCCAGGCAUGGUGCGUACUGAGGUGACCUGUGCCAACUGUGGAGCUCAUCUGGGCCAUGUGUUCAACGAUGGACCAAAGCCCACGGGAAGAAGAUUCUGCAUCAACAGCGCUGCACUUAAUUUUCGACCACUGCAUCAACCAGAGCAGUGAGCUUUGUCUUUCAGCAUAGGACAGAUGAUGUUUAAAAACCUUAUUUCAGAAUUUGAGUGAUAAGAAAAUGAAUUUUGAUUAUGUCUGAGCAGGCACUAGUAUGCUUUUGAAAUUGAUUUCAUUGGUUUCACUGUUUACAUGAAUUGAUGUACCUUAAAUGUAACUGAAACAGUGAAUAUUCUUUAUAGUAAAUUAUUGGUAAUGUGAAUCUCUAACCUACCAUUCAUUUGACAUUUAUUUUGUAUGGCAUUUGACACAAGCUUUGGUGUUGUGAAUGUUUUACAGUAUUUUUUGGAGCAUAUAUUUUGGAUGUCUUAUUACAUAUGCAAUGGAUGUUUUAAGUGCCUGGCGCUUUGUUACCUGUGACUUUGCAGGAAGUGCACAUUUUUUAUUCAAAGGUUGGUUGCAGAAAAUCUUGUAUUGUGCAGGAAAGUCUUUUUCCAAAACCUAUUGCCUUUGUACAGUAGUACUGUAAAUAAGUACAAACAGACGUAACCUUAUUGAGAUAUUGCAAACACCUUCCUCAAAGUAAAAUGUUAAUCUUGGAACAGUUAUUUUCAAUGCCUUAUGUGUCCGUUACUAUAUUUUCAGAAGAAAUUAAUGUUAUUUUUAUUAUGAUUUUAUUCUGAAAUCAGAUACUUGACACUGUGUACUGAUCAAACUGUUUUUCACUGUGAUAUAACCAGAGUUAAGAGGCCUAUUUUAGAUAGCUCAUGGUAAGCAAAGGAUUCCAUUUUUGUUUUUGAAUAAAAUUUCUCUCAAAGAUAAAUGGUUUGACUGCCGUUGAUAUAAAGAAAGAAAUAUAUAUACAUGGUUCUUACACUAUAACUGUUAACUCCGUUAACGGUGUUGUUAAUACACCAUUAAUUAAAGAGUGUGCAUUACGUAUGGAAAAGGUUGUUCUGUGAUCUUACUCAGUUGUGACUAUAGUUCGAACCAUAAUAAACUUAGAGACUUUUACUUCGUUGUAUGUGUUACUAGCUGAUCUCUUACUGGGCAUGCUCAGUGUUUGAUAUGAUAAUGUGUUACUGCAUAUCCCCUAACCCUUACGUAAAUACACACACUGCUCCAUCAGUGUUCUACUAACCUCAGUUUAGCAUAAUUUUUGUUGUUUUGCUUGAUUUGCUUCAUUUUCCCAGCAUUUGCUAUGCUUUGUAUUUUCAUUGUGCAGAAUUUUUCAUUCAAUAUUUGAUUCUUUUUUUUUCCAUGUAAAAUAUUCUUGACACUUUCUUACACAGUUUAAUUCCUGCAUUGUGUGAUAUCAUCAUAUUUGUAUGUACUGUUUGGUUCCUUUUUAUAAGCUUGACAGUACGGUAUUAUUUUCUUGUCCAACGUCCUCUUUUUAUCUCUCAGUUUUUGUAUGUCAUUUCUCUCCAGUUUCUUAAGAAAAUCUUAAUAGUGCAGUGAACUUCAAGAGAAAUGUAACCAGAAAUUCGUAGUGCAUUCUGUUAAAAAUUUGUUGACUGUAUUUAUUAAUUAUAUCUUCUUUUUACAUUAGGUGUUUGACAAGCACAUGCUGUAAUACAUUAAGGGAGCAAACACUGUUUUUCCCUGCCCCUACCAGUAUGGUUAACCAGUCUGUGAUCUAAGUGUCUUUCCAUCAGAUACUUUAUUUACUGCACUUUUUCUUGCAAUUCCUAAGUGAAAUGUUAAGUGCUUCACUCUUCAUAAACUAUUAUAUAAUUUUUCAUGUUUCCUUUAUUUAUGAGCAUCAUAACACAAUUUUUUCAUGUAUGUUUUAUUGGCUACCAUUCUACGUAUCAAUCAGUGAGCAAUGGCUACAACUCCUAUUUCUCCCAGAAGUGAAACAUGCAGGAUAUUUUCAUGGCUAUAAUUUUUUUUUUGGAAAUGGGCAUUAAAUGUAAUUGCCAUGUAUGCUCUCGUGUGAAAUCACUGCCAUGUGACACUUCAAUGUAGUGAAUAUCAAAGUAAAUCUGACUGAGCUUUGCAGCUUGACAGGGGAGUAAUUAUGCUUAGUACCUGCAAAAAACUGUUUUAUGUAUGGCUAUAAACCAUUAUGCUAGAUUCACACUUACUGAGUGUAUAUAUUUGGAUAAUGUAAAGAAAUGAUGUAUUUUGAAGCCUCUAUCGUCAAAUGAAGGGAAAUGUUUUCAUUGCUACAGCAAUUGAGCAUAUACAAGCACAUGGUUGAAUUGUCUUGAGUUAAUAUUGUCAUUUUUAUGUGGAGAUUACUUAGUCUUUUUUUAAGUCUCUUGCAGCAAACUUAAGUGUGUCUGCUAUAUAAUAUAUGGAUGGUUAACAGCUGUUGGGGCAUAAUCCACAUUUAUAUGGAGACGAGAUAUUUACUUCCAAAGUUUCAGCCUUACAGAAAAAUCAGUAUGGGCGAUAAUAAACAUUCUUUCUUUUAUUGCAAAAAUAAAAGAAUCUCAAAUGUUCCACUAUUUUUGUUUUUAGAUAAAUGAACUACUUGGUAAGUCACUAACACACUUUACAGGAAACAAAAUUGAUUUAUUCAGAUCCAUCUGCGUGGUCACCAUAAUGUUGUUUUCAGCUAUAAGUUUUUAUAAAUCAGUCAUGGUAUAUUGGAGGUAUACACUGAAGAGAUAUCGAACAUCAUCUUUUCUUUCACAGUAACUCUGCUUUCUCAGUAAAGCAAUGGUAUAGAAUCCGUUUGAGUGCUUGGUGGUUUUUCUUUACUAGACUUCACAAAUUUACACCUAUGAAUGGAGAAACUUCCUCCAAAUUAUAUGCAGUAAAAAGGCUUUUUAGUUAAUCCUUGUACAGUUUUAAUCAACCAAUACCGAGACAGUUCAUUUUGUCUGUAUUUACUGAUAUAUUCUUUCUGUUUCUGAUAAGUGCUCUACUUACUUUGUUGAGCACAAAAUGUGGGUUGUGUGUCAUAGAUAUUCAGUCAUGUGGAUUGAAUAUAUGUUGGUUGUGAAUAUUUUCUCUUCAUAUUACACCAAAAUCUGUUACUUAAGUUGACACAGCAUGGCUAGGAGGCAAAUGAUAGUAGCAGUGACACUUUUCUGUCUCUUAUAUUCCCUCCACACGAAUUGCUGUACAAAUUAUUGUGUGUCCUGUGUUUCUAACUUCAUCAAGAAUCUCAAGUUAUAUACUCAGAACUGGCAUUUAUAAUAAGCCAUACAUAUUGUUAGCACUGGGGAUGGCAAAGUUUCCUGCAAGUCAAACACGAAUACUUGACAAAUACCAUUAAUUGAUUUUGCUUCCAGGACAUUCCUUUACUUUGCUUCCUAGACCCAUCCCGGUUUUGCUUCUUCAUUACAUCUGCUUGGAUACUAUUCUGCUAUUCAAGGUCUUCUUUUUAUGUGCUUUUUGACAGUAAAUUCUAUUAGCAAUCAUGUUUAUCACGUUACUGACAAGUAUCAUGCACCAGGUGAUGGAAUCGCAGAACCUCUUACAAACAGUAUAAUCAACCCCCUUUUUCAUCUUAUAGGAGUUAAGUUCUUGUUGUGCUGAGGUGAUAAAUUUACUUGAGUGUAACUCCUACUUGUCUGUGACACUUUUAUUCGAUCUGUUCUGAAGAUAUUUUUCUUUGCGCAAUCCAUUUUGAAAUUGAUAGCAAAUAUUUUCUCUCAAUUUUCUCAUGUGAUACCUUACCACCACAGUUUCUAGGACAAUUGCAGAAUUUUGUUGAACAAGAUUUAACUGGAACAAGGUUACCAAUUGUCACUGUCUACAGUUCACCACUCUGAAACUUCAGUUCUCUCACAUACUUUUUCUGAAUGAUCAGAUUUGAUACUUGUUUGUCUCUUGUUUUUUUCUAGAAUGAAUUACUUCAUCUUGUGAUGGUCUGCUGUCUCCUAACGAGUCAUAAUCCCUGUCUGUCUCUGAAUAAUCAGUAUUGGUGUCACCAGCGUUCAAACUUGUAUCUGAAAAUACCAAACCUAACAUGAAAAAGCACACGCCAAACAUGCUUAAUCCAUAUAUUUAGUUACAUCUUAAUCUGGUUAUUGAAAGCAUAUGCAAUUUCUAAGUGUCAGGCUUGGACUGUACCUUUUGCAAAGUGUGGGCUCGUCUCCUCUUGGGUUUUGCCACCUCAUUGGUGGGAUCUCCAGCUAGUUCAAUAUUCUCUUGCAUAGUAUCUCCCAUUUUACUUUCAAGUUCAGGCGUUUGUUGUAUGGGUUAGGCAUCAGUGGUGUACUAAGAGACAGUUGCAUUUUAGUUUCAGAACUGCUUCAUAAUGAACACAGAUCUCAAUGCCUUGUACAUCAUUAGGCAUUUCUGAUAGUGACAGAAUUGGCGUUUCCCCACAAAGUUGCACAUUGAUGUCAUAAAUUGGAGUUUUGUGGGUUAGGUAUCUGUGGCUUUAGCUGUCCAUAUUUUAUAUCAAAGACUGUUGUGAAAAAUACUCAGAAAGACUUAGUUUUUAACAGAUCUCAGUGUUUAUUUUAGAAAAGAUGUUCCUUCCUCACAGAUAUUGAUACUUCUGAAAAUCCUGUAUUUUCUGAUACUGUAUUGUUAUGUACUUAAUAAAUUGAUUCAGAAAAUCAGAUUACAGUUUAGCCCUCCCUGAGAAAAAAAUGCCUGUUUUAGCCCCAUGGGAUUAAAAGCAUUAAAGUUACAUUGACAUUAGGGAGUGAGACUAAGAAUUUUAAUGAAAUAAGUGAACGUUUACAAAUACUAUAUUGCUUUCCAUGCCAAUUCCCCCUCCACCUCCUCUUCCUCCUCCUCCUCACAAUUUCUGAAGUUGAUUAUAGUCUUAUAACAAUGUUCCUGCCAGUUGAGUUUCUCUUUAAGUUAUGCUGUGCUAUUUUAAAGGCUUUUUUGAGAGGUACACAAAUAACUAAGAACUUUACGGUGCAGUGUAAAUUCUAGCUCUGACAAGUUAAUCAAAUGUAAAUUUGAAUUUUAAUGUGCAUUUAUUAUUUGAAUACUGAUUCUGUUCUUCAUAAGUUGUACAGUUUGAUUUGAAACAUUUCUAAUGUAAGAUUUUAAAUAGAAUUAACAUGUACCAACAUUACUAUAGUUAAAAGUAUCUCUUAUAUGAAAUAAAACUGCUUUCUGUGCAAGUUACACCUGUUACAAGAAAACAAUAAGUUACUUCAGUUAAAAUAUUGCGCCUAAGAGAGUUUUUUGUGACUAAUUAUAUUAUGUGCAGUAAAUACAUGAGAGAACAAUAACUGGAGCAACAUUUUCCUUCUGCUUAUUUAAUGUAUGUAUAAAUCUAAAUGUGAAUUCAUUUUUUCCUGUUGUGUUAAUUGAUGUAUAACAUGUAGUGCAGAUUCUGAAAUGUUAACUCAGGAGAUAAUGACAUUCGUUUGUUAAGUGGUGUUUUGCUUGUGUCAGAGUCUGUUUGCGAGGCACUAAAGAAAGUAACAUAUUUUUGUAAGAAUGAUGUACUACAAUUUUAACACAUAACAAACUAGUCAGUAAUGAGAUAUAAGAAUUAUCUAAAUAAAAACUUUGUUACUAAA